GAGCGAUCUAGUGGGAAUACGCCCCUUGAACGUUUUUUGCAUAGAAGUAAGACGUAAUGGCAUGCAUGUUACAUUGAGGCCGAGGUCCUUAAGGGCAUACAUAAACUCGUGCACUACCAACGCUUGUAACGUUGUGAAGGGGCCACAAUAUAUUACUUUUCUCCUCAAUUUUGGAUUAUCACUAACUCCCGCAUUACAGCAAGUCACGUUGGGGGCGCCGGCCAACCAUGGAGCAACCUCCUAAUUACCAAGAGCUUGUCAGCGAGUUCGCUGCCAUCACAGGAGCUUCGCCACUUGUUGCAGAUCACUACUUGUCAGCAUGUAACUUUGAUCUGAACAGAGCUAUGGAAUUUUACUUCGAGCAUCCGCCAGCACAGACCCAGGCAGCUCCAGAAGUUGUGCACGAUGCACAAGAUAACGAAGCGACUGGAGGGGCUGGCGCAUAUGGUGCAUAUGGAGCUUACGGUGGCGACGAGGGCUUUGACCUUGAAGAGCAUGAGCACGGAGCCUCGCACAGAAGAGCCGCAGACGACGACGAGGAGCUACAACGAGCUCUACAGGAGUCGUUGGCUGGAGCAGAACCAGGCGGCGGUUCCCGUGCCCGUGGCGGCCCCGCAGGAGAGCCGAGGCCUCCAGCCAGGCCAGCCCAGCGGAGCGCUGUGCAGGUGAUCGAGGUGGAUGAUGACGAGGAUGAGGAGGUGCGCGCUGCUGCUGGUGGUGGUCGGGGCGGCAGGGGGGCUGCUGGCCACGUGGUGGAGGGUGAUGAUGGUGAGCUGCCGGGCGCGGAGGAGCUGCUGGCGGGCAUACGGCGGGUGCGGCAGGCGGAUGCGGAGGCGGAGGCGAUGAUGCAGCGCAUCUUGGGUGGAGGUGCUGCUGGGGGCCUGCCCAGCAUCUUCCCCGGCAUGCCCGCUGCCGGCAUCUUCCCGCCAGGCUUGCUGCCCCCUGGUUUCCCCGGCGGCGGCGGCGGCAGCAGCAGCGGGCAACCGCAGCCGCAGCGGCGGCGAGUGGAGGUCCGCCGGGGCGCUGGAGCAGCAGCAGCAGCGGGGGGAGGGGGAGGGGGAGGGAGCAGCGGUGCGGCUGCUGCUGGUGCUCGGGGGACAGGAGCAGCGGCGGGAGGAGAUGCUUGGGACGAUGGGUUGGAGUUGCCGGAAGGCAUGAGCCGGCAGGAGUUGGAGGAGGCUCGCAUGAUGGAGGCGGCGAUGCUGGGGGUGCCGUACGAGGGGCGCAUGCCGGACUUCAGCGCAGGAGCGGCAGGGCCCAGUGGGAGAGCGGGGCCAGGUGGUGGGGGUGGUGGUUUCGGAGCGUACGGCGACGUGCUGGAUCCGGAGCUCAUGGAGCACCGGGAAUUGCGGUGGGACCAGGACAGGGCGUUCGAGGAGUCGCUGGCAGCGGACAGGGCCAAGGAGCAGGCGGCCGCUCGCGCCAAGGCCGAGGCUGAGGCGGCGGAGCGGCAGCGGCGGGAGGCGGAGGCGGAGGCUGCUCGGGCUGCUGCGGAGGAGGCGGCGCGGCUGGGUGCGCUGCUGGCCAGGAAGGCAGCCCGGUUGCCGGGGGAGCCGCCUGCGGCCGCGGGGGAUGCGGUGACUGUGAUGGUUCGCCUGCCGGACGGCUCGCGGCACAGUCGCCGCUUCGCUCGCUCCGACCGCAUCGCCUCCCUCUUCGACUUUGUGGACGUGGAGCUGCAUGACGCAGCAGCAAAGGCCGCUGCUGCUGCUGCUGCCUCCGCCUCCGCCUCCGAUCAGCAACCCCAGCAGCAAGCCCAGCAGCAGCAGCCGUUCAGCUCCCUCAAGCCCGGGACGUACAACC
Astrephomene gubernaculifera is the source of this 1803-nucleotide messenger RNA. The record is from the annotation of a GenBank genome assembly. Lineage: Eukaryota; Viridiplantae; Chlorophyta; Chlorophyceae; Chlamydomonadales; Astrephomenaceae.